Durusdinium trenchii is the source of this 1365-nucleotide messenger RNA. Lineage: Eukaryota; Dinophyceae; Suessiales; Symbiodiniaceae. The record is from the annotation of a GenBank genome assembly.
AUGAUGGCCCGCUUCUACCGUCUCCAGUGUCAAGGCCGCCAAAGUGAGGCGCGUGAGCUGUUUGCCACAAUGUUCCUCCAGAGCUCAGAGGCCCUGGCGGUGGACCUCGAGGUGAAGAUCUUGGCACAGGCGGAUCCGACCCAUCCGGUGCCCGGUGGGCCCAGCUGGCCAUCUUCACCCAAUCAGGUGCCCUACCUGGAGCUGGCCCAGCAAGCCGAAGAGCGGAAGAAACACUUCGACGCCUGGCUCCUGUACGGCAAAGCCAGCGAGGUGGCCAAUGGUUCAGCCGGUGGCAUCUGGCGACGUCGGGCCCAAGCGGCCAUGGCAGCCGGACUGGAGACGUGCGGGGCCUCCGACGCCGCGAGAGCGGUGAAGCUUGGAGACGUGCUCAGCUACCAAGCGCUGGUCCUUGCAUUGGAGGCCGCUGGGCGCCAUCAAGACGCUGCGGCAGCAGCGAUGGAAGGCGCGAAGCUGCUGAGCGGAAGUCCUAUUGGCCAUGUGCUGCAGGAUUUGGAGCGGAGGCUGCGGGUGGCCACUGAAAGCAGACCAAACUUCACAGGGCGCAUCCUGACGCCCACCGAGUUGCAGGAGGCUGUUCUAAGGGCGAUCCGCCCAGAAGGCCGGCAGUCUCGACUCUUCGCAGCCCUGCUGGCUGUGGCCAUGGGCUGGUGGCACGAAGUGAACGGCGACGAGCAGCUCUUUGCCAAUGCGUUGGGCCGAGCUGCCAUUGGAGCGCGCCGCGAGCUCAGUGCAUUGGACGCUGCCGUGAGGCCGACGCCUUUGCUGCCGGUUCGCGAGCUUUGGGAUCAGGGCGCCGAGGAGCAGUUGAAGGCCUUUGGCGCGGUGUCCCUUUGCUUCAACGGGAUGACAGGCCUUUGGUCAAGCUUGGCUGAAAUUUGCAGGGCCAAACUGGCCGACCGCCGUGAAGUCCUUGUGACCGGCUGCGACAGCGACGAUCCGAGCGGCAACCGGCCGCUGAGCACUGCUUGGUCCCUCCUCAGCGGCCUCACUGCAGAAGUCUUACGAAGCUUCCGACUGAUGGACCUGGAGGUCUUGACCGAGCUGCGGCUUUGCCGUCCGGAGAGCAGCAUGGAGGUGGACAAUGGCGGUUUGCUCCCCGACAAUCGUCGGGAGGUCUCCUUGCGCUUCUUUGUGCCGGUGGAUGGUCAGUCCUGGCAGGAGGCCACCUUGGCCUUGCAGACCAAGGACCGAGAGCUAGCCUUAUCCUAUCCCAUUGAAGCCGGCCGCGCCUACGUGUGGUGGAGCCGCCAAAGCUUCCACCAGCUGCUGGGAGGUGGCUACUUUGCCAUUUGCGCGUGGGCUGUCGUCCGGCAGAAGCCAGACCUCAAGAAGGAGUCUGCUUGA